Messenger RNA from Stereum hirsutum FP-91666 SS1, 1593 nucleotides. RefSeq lists its product as uncharacterized. The record is from RefSeq and is a predicted model, not a curated record. The transcript is spliced from 18 exons. Lineage: Eukaryota; Fungi; Basidiomycota; Agaricomycetes; Russulales; Stereaceae. The coding region runs from base 1 to 1593 and encodes 530 amino acids.
AUGUUGCACACCCGAUUAGGCAUUGAGUGGAGUGGCGCGAUGGAGUGGAGAGUGGAGGAUGCGUGGAGAGUCGGAAAGCUGACUUUUUUGCGACUAGGAGCCUUUCUAUCGUCUCUACAGCUCCACCGCGACGGACCACUUCUACACCGCCUCUGCGACCCAAUUAAACAAUGCUGUGAGCAGCCGUUCGAGUCGGUGGGACGCACGAAUGAGACGGAGCACGGGAGUGCGCCGGUUGCAGGAGGGGAUAGAGGCGAAGGUGUCGUGGGCCUGACGAUAAACCCAGAUGAGCUAAGCGGCACACUCAGCGGCGCUCUGAACGGAGCAGAACCUGUAUUCCAUCUAUCAAACAUGUUACCCGACGACGCUGCGCGGCUGAUAGCUGAGAGUGUUUUUGGACUUUAUGUAAUAGUUCUAGCCAUCGUUGUUGUUGUUGUUGUUUGUGACACUGGGAAGGUGCGCCCCAAGUUCACUGUGGAAGCGAAGGUACAAGGAUCCAGUGAAGAAGAGGGCAAGGGAAAAGAGAGAGAGGGAAGGGGGCGAGCGAUUCGGGAUGCCUACCCAUCGUUUGAGCACAAUACUUCCCCUGCCAUGUCCUCAGCAGCAGAUCUCUUGCAGCAGAUCAUCCUCGAAGACCGGUCAUGUUUUGAUUUCUUGGAGUUCAUCGCAAAACCCGAGCUGAUGAUUAUCUCUGUAGCUCUAUGGCUAGUCGAUUUUUUUGACACCCUAACAAUGGAGAUCGAGGCCGCGUGGAAAGGGAGAAUGACAGGGACUGCAAUAAUCUUCAUUGUGAACCGCUAUGCAUUCGCAGGAAACCUCAUCGUUCAACUUGUAUUUCAGAAGCCUGGUCUUGCGUCUAAUAAAACCUCUCUCUAUACCGCGCUUUCAUGGCUGUCGAUCACUGCACUUGUGGCUACAAACCUAUUGUUCAGCCUGAGAAUCUACGCCCUGUGUGGCCGGAACAAAGUGAUUCUUACCAUAGGAUUGAUCAUGAUAAUUGCCAGACUCGCUGUUGACACUUGGGCAACUCUGACCCAAGCUCUUUUGAUCGCCCAAAUCGUAGUCGUAGUCAUGCCUCUCCUUUUCGACUCAUAUGUGUUCGGAGUAACACUUUUCAAAACAUACCACCAGGCGAAGGAAAUGCGUGAGCUCAAACAAAGAAGCAUCACUGAGCUUCUCCUUCGUGACGGUACUACUCUUGUUGUGUUCGCAGUCUCGGCCGCAAAUCUUGCUCUUAAUUUGAUUUCAUUAAACGAAAACACUUCCGAUGCUGUGUAUCUGUUGUCGAGCAGUCUAACUCCGUACUUCGCAGUUGCUUUAGGAGAGCCUGCGUUUGCUCAGAACCGCUUUCUCGGUAACAUCGGGGAGCCUCUUGACCCCGACUGGUGGAACACUCAAUUCGACCACAGUGACGAUACUGCACCGGAUGGAAAUAUGGCAGAUGCCUCGGAGACGACGGAUAUUCGGGAUAGAAAUACUACACUGGUCCCUGUGGUCUACGGUGGGGGAAGCCAGGGAGAAAUAGAGAUGGUUCCGCUUCAAAGAGAACCACCCGUUGCGGGUCUGUCAAGCUCUUCCGCAGAUAUGGCUUAG